UAGAUCGAUUACUACACUUUUGGGACAAUUGUGGAGAACUAUGGCUAAAAUCGGGCUUCUAGCAGUAGGAAUUUUCCUAAUUGCUUCUGUUAAAGGAUUUCCUCAAAAGUCCGACUUGCCCUUUGAACAUGGAGAACAAAAUAGGCUAGCUGGUGAUUGGGAUGAUGGUGAUGGCGGGGAUGACUUUCAAUGCCACAUAUUGUAUGAAUACGAUGCCACGAACAAAGUAACCGUCACCAGUCCUUACUAUGGAAAGCGGCCUGAAUAUCACAAUGGAUUGUGGUGCGAGUACAGAAUACGAUCCCCACCAGGAACUCGAAUUAAGAUGACUUUUGAGGACUUCGAUCUACAAGCCUCAGGUAGUUGCAUGCAAGACAGGCUAGUCAUUUACGGUAAAGACAAGGAGUCCGUUUUGGGCAUCUUCUGCGGAUCCCAGAAACCCUACCCUAUUCUUUCGAACGAAGGUGAAAAUGAAAUUCGACUACUGAUACAGACGGAUUUCAUGGCAGGAGGAAGAGGAUUCGUUGCAACUUUCGAGUCUGGAAUUAACCUCGGUCUUUGCGAGUCGGGAUACACUGUCUGCAGUAACCGUAACUGUUACAAGAACGAAAAGAAAUGCGAUGGAGUUGAUGAUUGUGGCGAUGGAACAGAUGAAGAAAAUUGUGGUUUCCCAAUUGUCACAUCGCCUUCUGAGUGCGGAGUUACUCCCAUAAAACCAAAUACAAUCUUCAACGGUUCAGAUCGCAUGGUAGGAGGAGAUAUAGCUCGACCCAACAGCUGGCCUUGGCAAGCAUCCCUGCAGAUGUCCUGGAGCGAACCCAAUGGACACUUUUGCGGCGGGACUCUUAUCAAUGCCCAAUGGGUUUUGACUGCUAGUCACUGUAUUGCUGGGAGGGCGCCUGAUGGUGUCAAAGUUCACUUGGGUGCGCACAGCCCUCUGAAUAAGACGAAAUAUGAGCAGGUUAGGAGAGCAAUAAAAAUCAUCGCCUAUCCUGACCUAGAAGGAGAAGAUACAAUGCGGUUUUCAUUUACCCAUGACAUAUCCCUGGUCAAACUUAAUGCUCCAGUGCAAUUCAAUGAUGGUGUUCAGCCCGCUUGUUUGCCGAGUUUAGGUACGACGUUAACACCCGGAAUGGACUGUUACGUCACAGGAUGGGGCGAGACGAGAGGUACUGGAGGCUCAGCAGCACUCAAGCAACAGUUGCAGAAGGUGCAGUCUACAGCGACUUGCAGUUAUGACGUGAAGACACAAAUUUGUGUUGCUAAUCCAAAGGCUUCUCCAUGUCACGGUGACAGCGGCGGACCCUUUUCUUGCAAACAAGGAGACAAAUGGUUUGUCCAUGGAGCUGCUAGUUUUGUAACCACUACAAACAUGAUGACGGGUUUAUGCACAGGACCCGAGUCAAUGAGUGUCUAUGCAAAUAUAGCCGAUAAAGUGGAUUGGGUGCGAACCACUGUUGAUAAAUAUUCAUAAAAUACUUGAUUAGUAGCACCCAUCGAUUGCUGAAACCAACGAAAAAAUAUGGGAAAAAAAAAUCUGGUUUUAUCAGUAAAUAUUAUGAAUAAAAGGAUU
Uloborus diversus is the source of this 1573-nucleotide messenger RNA. RefSeq names its product chymotrypsin-like elastase family member 2A. Bases 41 to 1474 code for a protein of 477 amino acids. Gene Ontology annotation, biological process: acrosome reaction; proteolysis. Lineage: Eukaryota; Metazoa; Arthropoda; Arachnida; Araneae; Uloboridae. Gene Ontology annotation, molecular function: protein binding; serine-type endopeptidase activity. The transcript is spliced from 10 exons. The record is from RefSeq and is a predicted model, not a curated record.